AGCGUCUGUAAAUCUAAACAAAGCGUUUUAAGAACUAGACGAACAUAACACGACGACAACUAACAAAUUAACACGACUUAACGAUUUUCCUCUAAAAUGUUGCUCAAGACAAUUAUUUUAAUUGGUGGACCAAUGAAAGGAACCAGAUUCCGUCCUCUCUCCCUGGAAACUCCAAAGCCUCUCUUCCCAGUGGCAGGAUUUCCCAUCAUACAUCACCACAUAGAGGCUGCUGCAAAGGUUGAAGGUAACAAGGAGGUCAUUCUGAUAGGAUUCUUCCAGCCCAAUGAGGCCCUCAACAAGUUCAUCAACCAAGCCCAGUUGCAGUUCAAAGUCCAGAUCAGGUACCUUCAAGAGUACACUGCCCUGGGCACCGCAGGAGGCAUCUACCACUUCAGGGACCAGAUUCUCGCAGGAAAACCCGACUACUUCUUCGUGAUGAACGCCGACGUGUGCGGGGACUUCCCUUUGCAGGAGAUGCUGGACUUUCAUAGGAGCAAACCUUCGGGCACAUUCUGUACCAUUCUGGGUACGGAGGCCACCAGACAGCAGUCGCUGACAUAUGGGUGUAUUGUGGAGAACAAGGCCACCCAUGAGUCAAAGUCUUUGGCUGGUCAGAUCAUGCACUACGUUGAAAAGCCAGAAACGUUUAUCAGCACAACCAUCAACUGCGGCAUCUACUUGUGCUCCCCGGCAAUAUUCUCUCCCCUUGAAAUUGAGUUCAAGAAAAAUUUGGAACAGAAUUACAAUUGUGAUCAAGACCAUCAGAGAGUUGGUUAUGACUACACUACUGCCCCAGCCAAGGAGGUGAUCCGUAUGGAGCAGGACAUCUUUGUACCCCUCGCCUCCUCGGGGAAGUUGUAUGUUUACCAGACUGAGCGCUUCUGGAGCCAGAUCAAAUCUGCAGGGGCAGCAAUAUACGCGAACAGACACUAUCUGAAGCUUUACCGCAAAACCCACCCAGAGAGGCUGGCGAAGAACGGUGCUGGAAAACCACAGAUAAUUGGCGAUGUUUUCAUCCACCCAUCUGCACAAGUCAAUGAGACAGCUGUGUUGGGCCCCAAUGUCACAAUAGGCAAGAACUGUAUGCUGGGAGAUGGGGUGAGAGUUCGAGACUCAGUGGUGUUGGAUGGGGCGGUAUUACAGGACCAUUGCUGCAUUCUGGACAGCAUCAUAGGCUGGAAUUCCACCAUUGGGGACUGGACUCGCAUUGAAGGAACCCCAAAUGAUCCAAAUCCCAACAAACCCUUUGCAAAGAUGGAGGCAAUAUCCACGUUCACUUUUGAUGGAAAAUUGAAUCCAUCCAUCACAGUCAUAGGCUCUGAUGUGCAGGUGCCUUCAGAGGUGAUAAUCCUCAACUCAAUUGUCCUGCCCAAUAAGGAACUCUCAGGCUGCUACAAGAACCAGAUCAUCCUCUAGACUGUACUCAAGGAAAUAGGCCUGGGCCCGUUUUAACCUUUUCCCUCUUAGAUAUGUUUUUUUAUGCAUUUGUAGUCCCUCAGAAAGUUUAAUUUAUUUAAAUUUAUGUAAAUACCUUUCUUACUAGAUUCAAAUUUUAAAGGCUUAAUUUCCAACCCUCAGAUACUGAUGAGCAGCAAACAGCAUAAAACCUGAACUUACUGCGAGUUACUCGCAGGCUGUUCUGGUUUUAUGCUGGUUGCAAAAGCCAUUUCUACUUUGCUUCUAUUGGGGGAAAGGGAUAACCAACCCAGUCUUAGACUUAAGAAUAAAGAACAGACUUUAAAGUUUCUCAAAAAAAAAUCUUCAGAGUUUGAAUACAUGCGGGCAAUAAAUGCUGAUUAUAUUAGUAAGAAUCUGUUCUAAAUAAAUAAUGAUGUAAUUAUAGGUGUUAGAUGCCAAGUGAGUCUCAACUUUCAAGUACUUAUAAAACAUAUAUGUAAGAGUUUUCAAAAUAUUGUUUAUUUUUUAAAGUUAAGUCUAAGAAUCUGUUGGUGAAUGCAGGCCCAAAUGAUAGAUGUUCUUUUGUGUUUGUUUUACGAUGUGAAGUACUUGUGUACUGAAAUGCAUAAUAAUAAUGUAGAUGAUCGUCUUAUAAAGAAUUAGUUCACAUUACAAAACACACUCAUAACUAAAUAAAUCCAGCUGAUAUAUAGAUUCAUGUAUAGAUUCAUGUACAUUGAUAUAUAGAUUCAUGUACAUUGAUAUACAUGUAUAGAUUCAUGUAUAUGUGCAACUUUUUAAUGCUUACUAAUUACUCGUGAAUGCAUAAUCCGAAUACCUGCAUAAUUGCUUUAUUAACACAUCAAAGGGCUUUUGAUUGUCUUGGGGGUCGACUAUUAGUCAGAAAUGUUAUUUAAUUUGAACAUUUGUGUUUAUGGUGACUUCACGUUAGAAACACACACUAUCUGAUGUAUUAUUAGGUUCAAGUCAUGUUUUAAAUAAAUGUCUUGGGCUUUGGCUUCUUUCUAAUAAAUGUCAAUAUUGUAUUCCUUGCUUGUUCUGGGAAAGAUUUUUUAUUUUCAUUUUGUAUAUUAUGGCAUAUUAAUUUAUGUAUAUUAAUUUAACUUAUCUGUAAGUGUAUGUUUUUAUGCCCCUGGUAGGGUGGCAUAUAGCAGUUGAACUGUCAGUCCGUUUGUCUGUGUGUCUGUCUGUCCGAAAACUUUAACAUUGGCCAUAACUUUUGCAAUAUUGAAGAUAGCAAUUUGAUAUUUGGCAUGCAUGUGUAUCUCAUGAAGCUGCACAUUUUGAGUGGUGAAAGGCCAAGGUCAUCCUUCAAGGUAAAAAAAUACAAUCCAAGGGAAGUAAUAAGAUUUAAAAGGGAGAUAAUUUCUUAAUCUGCUUAAUGAUAUAUUGAAAUUUUAUUUCAAAGCGGCACAAUAGGGGGCAUUGUGUUUCUGACAAACACAUCUCUUGUUCUACCUGUGAAAGUUUUCCUCAUGUUUUUUUAUGUAUCCAUGUUAUUUAUAUAGUCUAAUGGUAUUUAAACACUAUACCAUAUAAUAAUGAAUAAGCAUAUUAGAAUUCUAUAUUGUUAAAAGAAAAUAAAUAUGUUCAAACAUUCACUUUAAGUAUUGAUUUCAUUUAUCGCAAAUAAACUUUAAUAAUACCA
Molecule: messenger RNA, 3067 nt
Organism: Dreissena polymorpha
Lineage: Eukaryota; Metazoa; Mollusca; Bivalvia; Myida; Dreissenidae
Product: mannose-1-phosphate guanyltransferase alpha-A-like
Exons: 13
Coding region: 97-1416 (439 amino acids)
Biological process (GO): biosynthetic process
Cellular component (GO): cytoplasm
Source: RefSeq, a predicted model, not a curated record